Molecule: messenger RNA, 1200 nt
Organism: Trichoderma virens Gv29-8
Lineage: Eukaryota; Fungi; Ascomycota; Sordariomycetes; Hypocreales; Hypocreaceae
Exons: 2
Coding region: 1-1200 (399 amino acids)
Biological process (GO): rRNA processing
Cellular component (GO): small-subunit processome; nucleolus
Source: RefSeq, a predicted model, not a curated record
AUGGCUCGCAAGGAUGAGGAGCUGCGUCAGAGAAAAGAGGGCAAGAGCUCAAGGGCAGUAGGAGAUGAUUCAGAUGAGACCAGCAGCUCUGGAUCUGAUGACGACGACGAUGCGGACUUGAGGCGACAGCUCGAUGAGCUCGAACAAGAGGACGACGAGCCCCAGUCGAAGUUGAUGAAGAUGAAGUUUAUGCAAAAGGCGGAGGCGGCGAAGAAGAAGGCAAACGACGAACUCAUCAAGGAAAUUCGCAGAGAGUUGGACGGAGAAGAAGCUCAAGUGUCUGAUGAAGAGGAAAAAGGAGGCGAGAUUGGCCGAAGGCAGUACGGCAACGGAGCGGCCAACCCGUUCGCCAUGCCGCAGAACAUCUCAGCCCGAGAGGCCAAGAAGAAUCGCGUCAAGGACUCUAGAGAAGAGGAACAAGACGUGAGCUUCGCAAACGGGGACGGAGCUCCUCACAUCACCAACGGCUCGGUUAACCACGCCUGGUCGACCCCCGCCGAGACAACGUCUUCUGUAGCGGGAGCCUGGUCCCAGGGCGAGUCGCGCAGAAAGAAGUCCUCCUCGGCACGCGCCGACGACCUCGAUCUCAACGCCAACAUCCUCACCGCCUCUCAGCCGUCCAAGCCGAAAACCAAGGCCUCUGCCGCCAAGAAGUCAAAGUCUCAAGACCAAGACGACGACGAAUUCGAGGGAUUCGAUUCCGAGUCUGAUGCCGAGUCGGAGAACCGCCUGCCCCUGGCCAUCCGGGACAAGGCCCUCGUGGCGCGCGCCUUUGCAGGCGAAGACGUCGUCGCCGAGUUCGAGCGCGAAAAGGACGAGAUUGCCGAGGCGGACGACGACAAGGUCGUUGACAACACCCUCCCCGGAUGGGGCUCCUGGGUCGGCGAAGGAAUCAGCGCCCGCGAGAAGAAGAGGCACCAGGGCCGCUUCCUGACAAAGGUCGAGGGCAUCAAGAAGAAGGACCGCAAGGACGCCAAGCUGGACAAAGUAAUCAUUAACGAAAAACGCAUCAAAAAGAACGACCGCUACCUUGCCUCCCAGCUUCCCUUCCCAUUCGAGUCGAGACAGCAGUACGAGCGUGCCUUGCGUCUGCCUGUUGGCCCCGAAUGGAUGACCAAGGAGACAUUCCAGGACAACACGAAGCCGAGGGUUAUUAUCAAGCAAGGCAUUAUUACGCCCAUGUCGAAGCCUUCUGCAUAA